This is a messenger RNA of Anneissia japonica, 1544 nucleotides long. Its product is annotated as phospholipid phosphatase 1-like. Gene Ontology annotation, molecular function: phosphatidate phosphatase activity. The record is from RefSeq and is a predicted model, not a curated record. Lineage: Eukaryota; Metazoa; Echinodermata; Crinoidea; Comatulida; Comatulidae. Gene Ontology annotation, biological process: phospholipid dephosphorylation; signal transduction; phospholipid metabolic process. Bases 86 to 1048 code for a protein of 320 amino acids. The transcript is spliced from 7 exons.
GUUGUACUGUAGUGGUGUUAGUAUGGUUGCCGGACAGAACAGCAAAAAAACCAAAACGGCAGCUCAGUGAGAUCAAGCUGAGAAGAUGGAAAAACCUGGAAGCCUCAAAUUAAGUUACAAGAUUCCUCUGGAUGUUCUCGUCACUAUACUAUUGGUACUUCCCGCUGCCAUUUUGAAUUUGUCUGCUAAACCUUACCAGCGUGGCUUCUACUGUGAUGACCACAGUAUUCGAUAUCCUUAUAAACCAGAUACCAUUUCUACAACCGUUUUAAUACUAGUUGGUGGUCUUAUACCCAUAAUAACAAUUAUAAUAUGUGAGAGGAUUCUAUUUAUACAAUACCAAUCUCAUGAGGGCACUAGAAUUACCAAGUACCAGUAUGAGGCCCAGCGCUUGAGUCCUAACUUCCAAGUGAAUGGUUAUUUUGUGGCUCUUUACAAGUACAUUGGCGGUUUCAUUGUAGGAGGCUGUAUCAAUCAAACGCUUACUGACUGUUCAAAGUUCAUAAUUGGACGUCUGCGACCUCAUUUUCUUAGUGUGUGUGCAAUAGACUACAUGCAAUACUGCCCCCAAGGGUUUGGGACAUUUAUGUACAUUGAGAAUGCAACAUGUGUAGGAGAUGGUAGUGUUGGAGAGAGUAAAAUUUUGGAUGCAAGGUUAUCUUUUCCAUCUGGCCAUGCAUCAUUUGCUUUUUAUGCAUUUAUGUUCCUGUUUGUUUAUCUGCAACUUAAAAUGGACUGGUAUUAUAUGCUGAGAACACUUCUGCAAACAUGUUGCUUUGCAUUUGCCCUGCUCACAGCGCUCUCUAGAGUUUCAGAUUACAAACACCAUACCGGGGAUGUUAUAGGUGGCGGGCUUCUUGGCACAGCCGUGGCAUUAUUUACAACACUCUACAUAUGCAGAUUGGUGGAAGUUUACAAACGUAUGUGUGUGAUUGAAAAUCAUGGGAUUUUGCUUACACUUGCACCAGUACCUCAAAAAGACAACUAUGGAUCAGUGGAAGCAACACAAUCACUGUCUCAGACCACAACAGUGUGUAUUGAAGAAUAAUACGGAGAUAAUUUAUAUUUUGUCUAUGUUACAAAGAUUAUGGCAUUGAUAUCAGAAAAAAAAAAAGAAUGAAAAUGAACUUGCAUUCUUCAUACCACGUCCGCAAGUCUUAAAGAGUGUCCCCAAGGAAAUUUUAGAGUUAUUGACCAAGUGGCACUUAAUUACAAACGGAUUUAGUCAUAAUGUUGUCACAUUGAAGUCACUGCAAUUGCCAUGUUAUAGACUUUGUAUAUACUGUACUGUAAUACAGUAUUAUACCAUAAUAGCUGCCAUAGAUUACAGAUUACUGUAUAUGGAUGCUUCUUUCUACAUCGAAUAGAAGCAGUGCGCUUUGGUUUAUUUAAAACCCUAGGAUGGCCUUCUUUUCGAGAUUACUUUUGCAAACUAAGAAAGGAGACGCUUCGUGUGGAAUUCAAAAUUCUAUUUACUUUUUAAAAAAUUUUAACCAUGCUUGUACAAUAAAAUACUAUUGAUACUGACACACUAUUUUUAUGAU